AUGGAUACAUCUUCUUCUCCAUAUGCAUUCAUCUUUGCAUGUUUGCUAUGCACAAUGAUGUUUCAUGCUGGCACUUGCAACUUCAAUAAUCGCUGCAGCAAAAAAGAUACACAAACUCUCUUAAACUUCAAGAAAGGAGUCAUGGAUCCAUCAGGCGUACUUUCUUCAUGGUCCACUCAACAAGAUUGUUGUGAAUGGAGAGGAGUUAAGUGUGACACAAUCAACAGUAGAGUCACUCAGCUCAGUCUCCCAUGUUCUACAAGUCUUCCUAAUUAUAUUGAAAAAGAAGAUAAAUCACACUGCCUCACAGGUACCUUUUCCCUUUCCCUGUUAAUGGAGUUGGAAUUUCUAAACUACUUGGAUUUGAGAAAUAACGACUUCUUAGCUAUCCAGUUUGAUUCUGUGCAUAAUCAGAAUUAUUAUAACCUAUCUGUAUCUAUCCGUCCUCGGCAAUAUCUCAACUCAUCAACUCUUCGUCAUCUUGAUCUGGCUCUUAACGAGAAUCUUGUCAUAAAUAGUCUUCAAUUUCUUUUUCGCAUCCCCUCCUUGGAAUAUCUUCAGAUCAGUUUCGUUGAUCUUCACAUGGAAACUAACUGGCUUCAAAUAGUCACCACGCUACCAUUGCUUUCAGAGCUCUACAUGAGUUAUUGCCAACUUAAAGAUUUGAGUCCAUCUCUUCAACAUGCUAAUUUUACUGCACUCAAAAUUCUUGAUCUAUCAGGAAAUAAAUUUCACUCAGAGUUGCCUAAAUGGUUAUUCAAUCUUAGUUGUGGUCUCUCUGAUGUUUUUCUUGGGUCAUGUUCUUUAACAGGACAACUUCCUAAGGUAUUGUUAAAUCUUCAACAUUUGGAAGACCUGCAUUUGGAAAACAAUGACCUCAAUGGAUCAAUACCAGAUUGCAUAGGUGAACUUGACCAUCUACAAUAUCUUUUUCUCGGAGGAAACAUGUUUUCUGGAUUUAUUCCCAAAAGUUUGGGAAAUCUAUCAUCCUUAACUUACUUGAAUGUUGAGUCCAAUCAAUUCACAGGAGUUGUGUCAGAGAGAAAUUUUGCCAAAAUGUCAAAAUUAAAGAACUUGGAUAUAUACUCUUCACCACCAUUAAUCUUUGAUUUUGACUCCCACUGGAUUCCACCCUUUCAACUUGAGAACCUAGGGCUCUCAUUUUCAGGUCCCCACCUCCCUGCAUGGUUAUAUACUCAAAGAUCUAUUCAAGGUUUAUCUAUUUAUGGAUCAUCGUUUCAGGCCCCAGACAAAUUUUGGAAUUUUGUGUCAAGGGUGUCCGAACUUUCUUUAGAAGAUAAUUCGAUAGAUGGGAACCUAUCAAACAUAUUGUUGAACUCUACAGUGGUACGUUUGUCAUCAAAUGGUUUGAAAGGUUCCCUGCCUCGAUUAUCCUCGAAUGUAGCUGUUGUCGGGUUAUCAAACAACUCAUUAUCAGGAAGUAUCUCUCCCCUCUUGUGUGAUCAUAAGAUGCUGAAUGGGAAAAGCAAUUUGGUGUACUUGGAUAUAUCUCUGAAUCAUUUAUCUGGAGGUCUUACAAGUUGCUGGGAGAACUGGAAAUCAUUGAUUCAUGUUAAUUUGGGAAGCAAUAAUUUAACUGGCAAAAUACCCAUAUCAAUGGGUGUGUUAUCUAAUCUUGCCUCGCUACAUCUGCAUGAGAAUAAGCUCUACGGAGAGAUUCCUCCAUCGCUACAAAAUUGCCAUAUACUGAUCUUCAAUAUAACAGAAUCUCAGGACACAUACCCACCUGCCUAA
Molecule: messenger RNA, 1755 nt
Organism: Vigna radiata var. radiata (mung bean)
Lineage: Eukaryota; Viridiplantae; Streptophyta; Magnoliopsida; Fabales; Fabaceae
Product: DNA damage-repair/toleration protein DRT100-like
Exons: 2
Coding region: 1-1755 (584 amino acids)
Molecular function (GO): protein binding
Source: RefSeq, a predicted model, not a curated record